Messenger RNA from Suillus clintonianus, 474 nucleotides. RefSeq lists its product as uncharacterized. The transcript has 3 exons. NCBI's taxonomy places the organism in Eukaryota, Fungi, Basidiomycota, Agaricomycetes, Boletales, Suillaceae. The coding region runs from base 1 to 474 and encodes 157 amino acids. The record is from RefSeq and is a predicted model, not a curated record.
AUGCCUACCCUAGUGGCUCAGCAUGAAAAAAAAACUUACACAGCUCUUUCAUUCCCAAACCACCCCUACAAACUCUAUGAAACCAGAACCAACUCUGCUCCACAGACAACUUCUGCCAACCACAAGACAAACCUCAUCAAAGUUGACAAGCCAGCAUCCUCAAAAGAUAGCACUGAAAAAAGAGGUGUUACCAAAUCAUCCGUUGGGAAAGAGGAGACACCAGAAAGCACACCAGUUACAGCUCAUGCCUCCACAGAUUCCAGUCCAUUGCAUGAUGUCUGCCAGCGGCCCAUUCAUUAUGAUCCAUCUACCAAUAUGAUACGGAAAGUAUUGAGUUAUGUAUCCAAUCCAGCUUUACACAAGAAUCGCAUGGAAUUCCGCGGUGUGGGAGCGCGGGAAUUCGGAUCAAUCGAAGAGAUUUUGAGCGCAACUUCCCGAUUUUCGACCAAGCCCAGGCAAGCUAUUUGUAGCUAA